Molecule: messenger RNA, 2063 nt
Organism: Styela clava
Lineage: Eukaryota; Metazoa; Chordata; Ascidiacea; Stolidobranchia; Styelidae
Source: RefSeq, a predicted model, not a curated record
UCACUGAUCUUGAAACCUUUUUUUCAGAUUUUUAUUGUUCAAAUGCUCCUGCCAUUGUGGUAGGUUUUACAUAGAUAAAUAUUUUUUUUAUUAUUUAUGCGCGCAUAAGCAUGAAAAAUUCAGAUAGUGAGGCAGAAGGAGAACUUCUUAUUGAUGAAAGUGAACAGACAACAAAGAAAACCAGACGUCGACGAAAACAAGGACCUGUGGCUAAGAUUUCUAAUGCUAAAAAGAAGUCUGACCUCAAAUUAGUGGUUAAAACUACUCCAUCACAGGCAAAUUCUGAUGAAAGCAAAACUAUUACUGAUGCUGAAGAAUUGAAAAUAACUGCUACUAGAACAUCAACAAGAAUUAGAAAUAGAGUUCGAAGACAUUCGCCUUCACCCAUAUCUGUAAAAAAAGAGCCCCCCAAAAAAAGGCUUAGGGUAAAGAUAAAAAAUGUACGCAAAUCAAAAAAACUGCCCAAGAUAACAUCUUCUGGUGAUGUCGAAAUCAAACAAGAGAAACUUGAAACAGGUGAGAAUGUGGAUAUUGUAAACAUCAGUGAUGAAGAAUUAUCAGAUACCCAGUAUCCUUCCAUUCCUGAAAUAAAAUUGCGAGAUACACCCAAAAAAUAUACAAAACAGGCCAGCAAAACAGGAAUUAAGUUAAAGUUAUCACUUGGCAAAGUAUUAAGCUCUAAAGUGGCCGAAUGCAUUGUUGAAGAGGCUGUAAUGAAAACCAUUCCGCAUGAGCCCCUGGAAUUGAAAGAGAACAUUAUAAAACCCUUGAUAAUAUCAAAACAACGGGUUUCAGCUGAAGUUGUAGAAAACAGUGACCAGCAAGACACCAAUACCUCUGAGCACAUGGACACUGUUGAUAAUAAUCAUGUUGCACAGUCACAGUAUUAUUCAUCAAGUUCUGAAAAUCACAAACCCCUCACAUUGAGACUUUCGGUUGGAAAGCAAAAGUCUGUAACCAAAACAAAUGAAAUUAAAGACUCCGGAGAUUCUAACCCUCAAGUAUUUCCUAAUAUUCGUCGAAGUUGGAGCACAGUGGCUUCAAAAGGCAAUGAUGCGGUUGAAACUAACUCAAAUGAUUUAAAGCAGCAUCCAGUAAAAGAAGAUGUGAGCAAAAAGAAUGAAAUCGAAUCAUGGAUGACUGGAAAACCUUGCAAUCCACCUUCAAAUUUGCCGAAAAAACCUUUUUUCAGUCUUGGCUUGCAGUCAUUGCUUGAUGUUGUGUCAGUUGAACUUAAUGAACAGAAGAAGUCUAGUCCAGGUGAAGGGCUAACAAGUAAACAAUUUAAUCCAUCUUCAACGUCAAGACAGCAUGGGUCACAUCCUGCUUCUACUGGAGAGUCCGAAGGGCACUUGCCAUCCUUGACCUUUCCAAAACCUGCAUUGCAUUUUUCGACUAAAAAAAGGCAGAGGUCUAAGUCAGUCGUUCAUGUAUCGAAUCCGCAACUUACAACAGAAGAUUUGCCGAAAAAUAUUUUAUCUGAAAUCGAGCAACCCCACAAAGAAGAAGCAAAUGAGGAAGAGGAUUGUGUCUUGACGGAAAAAGAAAGAAGACGGCACGAUAAGAAAAAAAACCUUGAUGCAGAUUUUGUUGACCCUGAUGCAUUAAUGAAAGAUGAAGAAGCAGAAAUACCAAAAAUAGCACGGAAGAAGCAUGUUUCACUAGCACCACGUCAUAUCAAUAAUACUGGCGGUCUUUCGCUUUUAAUGCCACAGAUGACUUCAACACAUAAUGAGUCAGACAAGCCAAAGUUGUUGCAAACGAAAGGUGCUUGUCAUCCUCCAGUCAGGAAUAUUGUUAGAAAGCCUAAAAAAGGUAUGGCAACUGCAAAGCAGCGUCUGGCAAACAAGCUGAAGUUGGGCAGAACCCAUGCCUUUUGAAUGUACAAUUUCUGUUGCAAUUACUCGUAAAACUUUGGGCGAUCUGUUUUUAGCCUCAUUACUGAUAACCUGCCAUGAUUGCUAACACACUAUAUUUGCAGUUUUAAAUCUUGUUUUUAUGAUCUGUAAGCUUGUGUUUUAUAACCGUUUUAUUCAAAAUAAAUCCAAUAUUUUUUGAAAGCA